AUGAAAUUCAUACCUAAGGAUUAUCAGGCACGGCUCAUCGCAAAUGCAGGUCCCAUACAGCUAAUCUACGAUCGCGCUUCUAAAGUAGCGAAAGCCAGCAUCCCUCACAAUUUCCACCUUCACGUACAGCAUGCCUGUUCGCUGGAAGAGCUCUAUGACCUGCAACCUGCUCUGCGAGGUGUGGUCACCUCAACCGACGUGGUGCAGGUCACUAGCCCCGUAAAAGGCAUGAAUUUUCUUCAGGCAGAACUGCCUGAUCUAGGCACGUUGAGCAAGAUCUCGACCGGGAAGAAACCUGAGCCGAGACUCGACGACGAGUGGAACGAAGGCUUCUCGGGUUCGCACUUCUAUGUCAUCACCUCCACUACACCUGCUCGCGGGCAUAACGAUACGGCUAUGUAUCAGCUGCGCACUCGCAUGAUCGAAGGCUCUUUCGAAGAUCCGGCUACAGGUUCCGCAGCCUGCGCUUUGACGAGCUAUCUUGCGCUCAAAAACGCGUCAAGUAGAAUCUCGCAUUUCGAGCUUACACAAGGCGUCGAGAUGGGCCGGGAAUCGCGCAUCGAGGUAACAAUUACCCUGAACGCUAACCUGAAGUCGAUUGAACACGUUGAGCUGGCUGGCACGGCUGUGCAAGUUAUGGAAGGGAUUUUGGAGCACCAGAUAUUCGAAAUGGUCAAUUUGGCUACCGGCUUCCAAAUAAGCGCUAGCUCCUAA
Molecule: messenger RNA, 714 nt
Organism: Pseudocercospora fijiensis CIRAD86
Lineage: Eukaryota; Fungi; Ascomycota; Dothideomycetes; Mycosphaerellales; Mycosphaerellaceae
Exons: 3
Coding region: 1-714 (237 amino acids)
Biological process (GO): biosynthetic process
Molecular function (GO): catalytic activity
Source: RefSeq, a predicted model, not a curated record